AUGGCAUUGGUGGAAUGGUUUCUAGUGCUUGGAAUCUCGGCAGCUGCAGUCCUGGUUCAUGGCCAGCCAGAAACGCAGUCACCGUUUCCUCAAUAUAAAUUUAUCUUUUUAUUUCUUUCCUUUAAUCUCUUCACUGUAUCCAUUGCAGGAGAUGCAAUGACGCCGACCAAAUCCAUUGCAGAUGGACAAACCUUAAUCUCGUCAGGUGGGACCUUCGAACUGGGCUUCUUCAGCCCUGGUGACUCGAAGAAUCGGUACUUGGGGAUAUAUUACCCUCCAGAUAAAAUUGUUGUGUGGGUUGCCAAUAGAAUCUCUCCCCUCGGUGGCUCCACAGGGGUUCUCAAUCUCACAGGUGAUGGAACUCUGGUACUUGUAAAUAGCACCGGAUAUAUUUUUUGGUCCACCGGCACAUCAAAUGCAAUCAAUCCCGUGGUACAGCUCCUGGACUCGGGAAAUCUCGUCCUGCUUGAAGGAACUUCGAAGACUUUAUUGUGGCAGAGCUUUGAUCAUCCAACUGACACACUUCUGCCAGGUAUGAAGCUUGUACGAGACUUCAGAACCAAUCUUGACACGUAUCUCACAUCAUGGAAGAGCUCCUCCGACCCUUCACCAGGGGACUACUCCUACAAGAUAAAUAGAAAUGCAGCAACAGAGCUUUUCUUAUGGAGAGGAUCGGACCUAAUAUUUCGCACUGGACCCUGGAACGGACGAGGAUUUGAUGGCAUUCAAGCGACAAAGAUAGCUAAUCUGUUUAGGUUUCAUCUAACUUCCAAUGAGUAUGAGGCCACCUACAGCUUCGAAGUACUGGACAAUUCUGUUCUUUCUCGUCUCGUGUUGAACGAGACUGGAAUGGUUCAGCGUUUCGUGCGGUCUAAACCAAACAUUGGAUGGCACCCCUACUGGUGGCAUCCAAAAGAUCAGUGCGACGAGUAUGCUAACUGUGGAGCUAAUGGCGUAUGCAGCACAAACUACUUACCUGCCUGCGAUUGUUUGAAGGGAUUCAUUCCCAAGUCUCCUCAAAAAUGGACAAUGAGAGACAAUACUGAUGGUUGUGUGCGGAGAACAGCUCUAAAUUGUUCAUCAGGUGAUGGUUUCUUCGGGCUGCAGCAAGUGAAGUUGCCCGGUACAUCGAAUGCCACCGUGCACGGCAACGUAAGUCUGGAAGGGUGCAAAGACUGGUGCCUGAAGAACUGCUCUUGCAGUGCCUAUGCCAUCAGUGAAUGGAGUGGAUGUAACACGUGGACCGGAGAUCUGGUAGAUAUUAGAGUGUUCACUGAAGGGGGGAAGGAUCUAUACCUUCGGCUUGCAUCUUCUGAAUUAGGUAACGAUUAUUUCCUGAGAGGGGAAUUUAAACCAGCUUGUAAAACAAUUAGUACCCACUACAAGGAAAGCAGAGGAAAUGAGCCAGAGUUACCUUUAUUUGAUAUACAUACAAUAAGAACUGCCACCAAUAACUUUUCUGAUGAUAAUAAACUUGGAGAGGGUGGAUUUGGCCCCGUUUACAAGGGUCAAUUGGAAGAUGGAGAAAAUAUUGCUGUCAAGAGGUUGUCCAAAGAUUCUGUGCAGGGCAUACAUGAAUUCACAAAUGAGGUGUUGCUGAUAGCCAAACUUCAGCACAGAAAUCUUGUUCGCCUUCUCGGCUGCUGCAUUGAAGGAGAGGAACGAUUACUGGUGUAUGAGUACUUGCAAAAUACAAGUUUGGACUGUUUCAUAUUCGAUAGGACAAGAAGUGCACUUUUGAACUGGCAAAAGCGCCUCGACAUCAUCUUAGGAAUUGCUCGAGGACUUCUUUACCUUCACCAAGACUCUAGGUUGAAAAUUAUUCACAGAGAUUUGAAGACCAGUAAUAUUCUUCUUGAUCAGGAGCUGAACCCAAAAAUCUCAGACUUCGGCACUGCAAGAAUUUUUAAGGGUGACCAAAUUGAAGAGAAUACAAUCAGAGUUGUUGGGACAUAUGGAUAUAUGUCACCGGAGUAUGCAAUGGAGGGUAUCUUUUCUGUGAAAUCAGAUGUCUUCAGCUUUGGUGUUCUAGUGUUAGAAAUCUUAAGUGGUAAGAAGAACAGAAUGAUCAAUCAAGCACAAGCUCGUUUAAACCUUUUAGGACAUGCAUGGAGACUAUGGACAGAAGGUAGAUGCUUGGAAAUACUUGAUGAAGCAGUGGGAUGUGCAUAUCCAGAGUCUAAAGUAUUACGGUGUAUCCAAGUGGCUCUCUUGUGUGUGCAAGAAGGGAGUGAAGAUAGACCGACAAUGGCCGAAGUAGUGCUCAUGUUAGGCACUGAAAGUGCACUGCUACCUCAGCCUCAAAGGCCAGGCUUCUGCAUAGCAACUCCUUUGAUGGAAAGAGAUUGGUCUUCCGGCAAUAAAAUUACAGUUACAAUUGAAGGUCGAUAGAAAUCUCUGACAUGAGUUUUUUUUUUUG
Messenger RNA from Phoenix dactylifera (date palm), 2419 nucleotides. The record is from RefSeq and is a predicted model, not a curated record. NCBI's taxonomy places the organism in Eukaryota, Viridiplantae, Streptophyta, Magnoliopsida, Arecales, Arecaceae.